CCACCUGCUCUCCUGGUCGGCCCGGUGGAAAGUGGACGUGUAAGGAGGGACUCAUGACCAGCCUCGCCGGUCUUUAGCCUGUCAUUGUGUGCUCCUGUGCACUGAGCUGUGAGGCCUGGCUAAGCACACUGCAGCCUGCAGUCAGCAGAUGGCCCGUGCAGUGCAGUGCAGGUCUAUGCUUGCCUCGUGGAGGGACAAAGCUGACUGGAGAGUGUGUCAUACCACUCCCAUGAAUAUCAGUCAUCGAGGCAGGUUACUCUGGGGUUGUUGUUUGUGUGUGGCUUUAAAAAAAACUCCACAACAAAUAACAUUUAAAUGUACUGAUAAUACUGGGUAAUGUAUUUUUCUGCUGUGCUUGAAAUGAUUUGAAUCAGAGAGAUGAAGAUAUUUGAAAACAAACACAUAGUGCCACAGACUGACAGAUACUGUAUGUAACCAUGUUGCGACAAUUGAGGUGGAACCUGAUCCUGGUUACAAAACUGAAAAUGCUUUAAAAUGCAGUGUACAAUUUUUGUGGCAAUUGCCUUUGAUAACUAUGCCCUAAAAUGUCCAACCAAGUGUGUAUAAAAUUGUAGCACGUGAGCUUGUGUCAUGAACUUGAAAAUCUACAUGUCAUUUAUAAAGACCAAACUGGUUUAGACAUCUCACUAUUCUCCUUCAAGAGACACCACAUCAUCACUGCAUCUGCUUUUUAAACAGUCGCAGGACUCUGGGUCGUGAUGGCGUCUGUGUCAGUCAGUUCUGGUCUGAACAAGACCCUGCGGCAGCACUACCUGUCUCUCCCUCAGAGGGGCUUGUGUCAGGUCACCUACGUCUGGGUCGACGGCUCUGGGGAGGGGCUGCGCAACAAGACUCGAACCCUGGACAGAGAACCUCAAGGACUGGAUGAUAUUCCGGAAUGGAACUUUGACGGUUCCAGCACCUUACAGGCCAAGGGUUCUAACAGUGACAUGUACCUGAACCCAGUGUGCAUAUUCAGGGAUCCUUUCACACUUGACCCCAACAAACUGGUUCUGUGUGAGGUGCUCGAACACACCCGCCUCCCUGCUGAGACUAACCUGCGCUCAGACUGUAACAAGGUGAUGGAGAAGGUGAAGGAGCACAUUCCCUGGUUUGGAAUGGAGCAAGAGUACACUUUCCUGGGGACAGAUGGACGCCCCUAUGGCUGGCCCUCAAAUGGAUUCCCUGCUCCCCAAGGCCCAUACUACUGCAGCGUCGGUGCAGACUGUGCCUACGGCAGGGACAUUGUGGAGUGCCACUACAAGGCAUGUCUCUACGCUGGGGUCAAAAUCUGUGGAACCAACGCAGAGGUUAUGCCUUCACAGUGGGAGUUCCAGGUGGGUCCUUGUGAGGGGAUUGAGAUGGGAGACCACCUGUGGAUGGCCCGUUUCCUGCUCCACCGCGUGAGCGAAGACUUUGGGGUUGUGGCUUCCUUGGACCCUAAACUGAUGACGGGGAACUGGAAUGGGGCGGGUUGCCAUACCAACGUCAGCACCAAAGACAUGAGGGCAGAGGGAGGACUGCAGUACAUCGAGCAGGCCAUAGAGAAGCUUAGCACUCGACACGCGGAGCACAUCAAGGUGUACGACCCUCACAACGGCCAGGACAACAUGAGGCGUCUCACCGGCCUCCACGAGACCUCCAGCAUCCUCGACUUCUCUGCCGGCUUGGCCAAUCGUGGGGCUAGCAUCCGAAUCCCUCGUCAGGUGGGUCAAGAGAGGAGGGGCUACUUUGAAGACCGCCGCCCCUCCGCCAACUGUGACCCGUAUGUUGUGACGGCCGCCAUAGCACGCACCUGCCUGCUGGAUGAAGAGGAAGAUGAAAUAUAAGACCUCAUAAAGGUCAUGUUCUGUAAAUGGAUUCUGAAUCUAUGUACUUCACCUGCUAUCAGAUUUGUUAUUAACUGUGAUAUUUAUUUUCUGAUCCCAGGAGCUGGAAAUUCCUUGAUAAGAUAUAUGGUACGAUUCCAGUCUAAUAGGUAUUUCUGAUAUCAGUAUGAUUACUGUCCUGUAAUAGUCAUUGUUUUAAUUCCAAAAUAAUAAAAAGGUGUUUCAGAUGA
This is a messenger RNA of Hypomesus transpacificus, 2059 nucleotides long. RefSeq names its product glutamine synthetase-like. Gene Ontology annotation, cellular component: cytoplasm. Gene Ontology annotation, molecular function: glutamine synthetase activity. The transcript is spliced from 7 exons. The coding region runs from base 720 to 1829 and encodes 369 amino acids. NCBI's taxonomy places the organism in Eukaryota, Metazoa, Chordata, Actinopteri, Osmeriformes, Osmeridae. The record is from RefSeq and is a predicted model, not a curated record.